Nelumbo nucifera (sacred lotus) is the source of this 1412-nucleotide messenger RNA. Its product is annotated as agmatine hydroxycinnamoyltransferase 1-like. NCBI's taxonomy places the organism in Eukaryota, Viridiplantae, Streptophyta, Magnoliopsida, Proteales, Nelumbonaceae. Gene Ontology annotation, molecular function: acyltransferase activity, transferring groups other than amino-acyl groups. The record is from RefSeq and is a predicted model, not a curated record.
CAAAGCCAUGAAGGUGYGGAAGGUGAGCUCCAAGUUUGUAAAGCCACUCUUUGAAGGAGAUCCUCCUUCAAGUUUAAACUCUGGUUACUGCAUUCCUCUUAGCGUCUUCGAUAAGGCCGCAUUCAACAACCACAUGGCCGGGAUCUAUGCAUAUCGACCACCAAUCCCUCCCAACGCAACCAUAGAGCUUGGGCUUCGAAAGGCUCUAUCGGAGUACAGGGAGUGGGCUGGCAGAUUGGGUGAAGAUGAGAGUGGCGACCCUGUCAUUCUKCUCAACGAUGCAGGUGUAUACUUCGUCGAAGCAUCGGCCGACUGCACUCUCCACCAGGCCAUGCCGCUUAGCCCAUCGCCGGCGUUGCUCAGCCUUCACCCUAGUCUCAAGGGGGCAGAAGCCUUGGUGCAAGUUCAGCUCACGAGGUUCACUUGUGGGUCCUUGGCGCUGGGGUUCACGGCCCACCACCUGGUCGCCGACGGCCAUUCCGCCAGCAACUUCCUGGUUGCAUGGGGACAAGCUUGUCGCGGCCUUGAGAUAAGCCCUCGUCCCAUGCACAACCGUGCCAUCUUUGUCCCUCGCGAUCCUCCAUUGAUCCAGUUCGAACACAGAGGAGUGGAGUAUAUGCACAAGAAUCCAAACCAAGUGAAUCCACAUCCACCCUUUGAAAUAACCCCAGCUGCAGAUGACAUCCUCGUGCACAAAGCUCACUUUACGUCGGAGUUUCUGGUCAAGCUCAAAGCCACGGCUUCGUCGGAAAACGCUGAUAACAGGCCGCCUUACAGUACGUUCGAAAGCCUGAUAGCUCAUCUAUGGAGAGCCAUAACGAGGGCUCGUGGGCUGAAGGGGUUGGAGACGGUGACAAAAAUCAGAAUCUCAGUAGAUGGUCGGUCGAGGCUGAGGCCUCGCAUACCCAACGAGUACUUCGGCAAUCUGGUGCUCUGGGCAUUUCCGAGUGCCAAGGUGAAGGACCUGCUGGAUGAGCCUCUGGCCUUUGCGGCCCGGAUCAUCCACCAAGCAAUUGCAGAGGUGAACGACAGUUACUUCAAAUCGUUCAUCGACUUUGCAAACUACAGGGUGAAGGAGGAGGGUCUCGUUCAAACAGCCGAAAUGGAGAAAUCGUUUCAUUGCCCCAAUUUGGAGGUGGACAGCUGGCUAAGAAUUCCAUUCCACAAGCUGGAUUUUGGUGGGAGCUGCAUCCCUUAUAUAUUCAUGCCAUCUUAUUUCCCAAUAGAGGGCUUGAUCUUUCUGCUCCCUUCCUUCAUUGGAGAUGGAAGCAUUGAUGCCUUCAUCUCUCUGUUCCAAGACAACUUAGAUGCAUUCAAACGGCUGUGUUACUCUCUAGAUAUCUAAACCAGAGAUGCCACUUCCUCCUCCUUUUAUUAUUAUUAUUAUUAUUUUUAUUUAAGUCAAUAACAAU